AUGGCUGGCAUCCUUCACUCCUCGCUCCCAUGUGAUUUUGUUAAAUCCGAAGUAGAGAUAUAUCUCGCCCAUUUCCACGACCAGCCUUAUUGUGUUUUUCCCAAGGACUGGCUCUUGAGUCGAGAUAUAUCAUUGGUCCCGGAAGUCGCAUUCCCAUUAGUGGCUCUUACGUCUCGGAUCUCACGCCGCUCGCCAGGACUCACUGGAAGCGAGGUGCCUCCCACCAAGUACUAUGCCAACAAGGCCUGGGAUAUCCUGUCACACCAGUACAAGAGCGGUAAACUGGGUCUUUCAUUUUUACAGGGAACAUUUCUCAUGGCUCAGGUGGACUUCGCCAACGGCCAAUCCCAUCGGGGGUAUUCCUCUGUUGCACUGGGUCUCCGGACAAUCCAAUCCGCCGGUCUAAACAAAGAUAAGUAUACGUCCUCGCUCACUGACUCGGAGGCGGAAGAAAGAAGGCGUAUUACCUGGUCCUUUUUCAUGUUGGACCGCAGUUACAACGCGUCUCGAGACUAUUCACUCUGUCUUGCGGACAAACACUUUACCAUUCUUUUUCCUGCACCGGAUACGCCAGCCUCGCUCUCUGGCGAGGAAUCACUAGCUCGUGGAACAUUACACGAUGGACCCGAAAAGCAAGGAGAAAAGCUUGACCAUGGCAUCUUGGCCUGUCUUCUUCGACUGUACUCAAUUUGGGGUAAAACCACUGACUAUGUAUUUGAACCCUUCGAUAAGGAUGCGCUACCCCCCUGGCGAUCAGGAUCAUCGGUGGCCGGUCUGGAAUCCGACUGGAUGCAGUUUGAGACUCAUUUCGCAGAUACACAUCGGUAUCGCAAUGUCGACUUCCGACGACGUGCUCGUGAAGAACCACAUUGUCGCUCAUACCUGUGCACCUGGCUGUGUGUCCAAUUUUUAUUCCAUUCCGUUCAAUGUCUGCUGCACCAUCCAUUCGUAAACAUGGUUAAACUUCGCCACAUCGACGGGAACAUACCCGCAACCUUCCUGCAGAAGUCCUACGAGAGCUCCCUUAUUCAUUCGCGGUGGAUUGCGCGGUUCAUCCGAGAAAUGGACGAGGUUGACAUCCGACUAUAUGAUCCAUUUAUUGGUUAUCUCUGUGCAAUUGCCGCCACCAUUCAGCUCGAGAAUACGUCCAGCAAAAAUCCACACAUCGCCCAGCUGGGUAACAGCGAUUUCCGAACGUUGGUCGAUUACAUGACAGAGCUGUCAACGCAUUGGGAAAACAUGGGUGUCUUAGUCAACCGGGUCAAUAAACUGGCUGCGAGACAGAAAAACUACAAGUCGCUAUAUUAUAGCCAGGACACUUUCUCCGGGGAGUUGACGCGCAUGCCCACCCCGUCCACUAUACCAAGAAUGUCGGAGGCGGACGAAGCGCUGAUGUGGAAUAUUCUCGACUUUAGUUCGUCGUUUACCCCUGCUGAGAUCGGACAACUCGGGGACUUGGUCCCGUCACCUUAUCAGCGGAUGGAAACUACCAGUCCGAAUUUCCCAGUUGCAACUGGGCAAACCACCGAGCAAGGGCUAGAGUCCCUCAGCGGGCGGAUUCCGGGGCCGAUAGGCGCCGAUCCUAUAUCAGAGUGGCCCUUUUCAGACAGACCUGGUAACGGUGGAUUCGACGCGGCACUUCCCGACCUGCCGGACUGGAUGAUGUUCGGGGACUACGUCGCGGAGCAGCUAUGA
This is a messenger RNA of Aspergillus oryzae RIB40, 1695 nucleotides long. Its product is annotated as fungal specific transcription factor domain-containing protein. NCBI's taxonomy places the organism in Eukaryota, Fungi, Ascomycota, Eurotiomycetes, Eurotiales, Aspergillaceae. The record is from RefSeq and is a predicted model, not a curated record. Gene Ontology annotation, biological process: DNA-templated transcription. Bases 1 to 1695 code for a protein of 564 amino acids. Gene Ontology annotation, molecular function: DNA binding; zinc ion binding. The transcript has 3 exons. Gene Ontology annotation, cellular component: nucleus.